AUGGCGAGGCGGCCGCCGUGGCGGGGUCUCGGGGGGCCGCCGACCCCAGUCCUCCCGCUCCUCCUCCUCCUCUCUUUGUUCCCCCUCAGCCGGGAGGAGCUGGGGGACAGCAGAGGCCCAGGGGCAGCUGCCGCUAUGGGAACCCGGAGCGGCGGUGGAGUCUUAGUUCUUUGUCCCGAACCGCCCGGGGUCCAAGAGAAUGGGGAGCCUGGCCUGGGAGUCAGGAAGCCGGUCUUUUUGGGCCUCCGAGGGGGAAGGCAAAGCGCCCGCAGUGUCCGAGGCACCCCUGAGCAGCCAGACGCGAGGCUGCGAUCUGAGCAUGGGGCCCAAACAUUGAACAGCCGCGGGCGAGAAACAGGACCGGGACCAGGGUCUCUAUUAUGCUGGCGCCCGGAAGUCUCUUCAUGUGGGCGGACAGGAUCCUUGCAGAGAGGUGGGCUGUCGCCAGAGGCUCUGUUCCCAGGAUUCCUGGGCCCUAGGGACAGUUUGCCCCUCCCUUCGGACCUUUUGGCUCGGCCUGGUGGCCCCAGGCCGGCGUCUUCCCCUGGAAACGCUGGGAGAGGUACCCACAAAAGGGUGGGAAGCGCGCGCUGCUUCGGAAAAUUAUGGGUGCCGGGGCACCAGGGUCAGGGCGAGAGAACUGCGACAUCCCUGGCGAAGAGGAGAGCCCCUCGUCCGGACUGUCCUCCUUGGGUUGUGGGGUCAGGUCCCGGGUUAGACUCAGCACCGCGCACAUCGAGGACAGCUCCCGCUCCGUAUUCAGCACCGCGCAAGUCUCGGACAGCUCCUGAUCCGGCGCCCGAGCGCAUGCGCCCCCGCGGUCUGCUCCGCCGCCGCUUCCUUCCGCAGCGCCCCGGACCGCGCCCCCCGGGAGUGCUGGCGGAGCCAGGAACCUGGAGAAUCCCCCCAGCAAGCCGGUCCCGCCCCCGUCGCGCCGCGAACCGCCACCCGCAGUUUCCGCAGUACAACUACCAGGCGUUGGUGCCCGAAAAUGAGGUGGCGGGCACCUCGGUGCUACGCGUAGUGGCUCAAGACCCGGACGCCGGCGAGGCCGGUCGACUAGUCUACUCGCUGGCGGCGCUCAUGAACAGUCGCUCGCUGGAGCUGUUCAGCAUAGACUCGCAAAGCGGCCUGAUACGCACAGCUGCCGCGCUGGACCGCGAGAGCAUGGAGCGCCACUAUCUGCGCGUAACCGCACAAGACCACGGCUCGCCGCGCCUCUCAGCCACCACCAUGGUGGCCGUGACAGUGGCCGACCGCAACGACCACGCGCCAGUGUUUGAGCAGGCGCAGUACCGGGAAACGCUUCGCGAGAAUGUGGAGGAGGGCUACCCCAUCCUGCAGUUGCGUGCCACAGAUGGCGACGCGCCGCCCAACGCUAACCUUCGCUACCGCUUCGUGGGGUCGCCCGCAGCGCGCGCCGCCGCCGCGGCUGCCUUCGAGAUCGACCCGCGCUCGGGCCUCAUCAGCACCAGCGGUGUGGUGGACCGCGAGCAUAUGGACAGCUACGAGCUGGUGGUGGAGGCCAGCGACCAGGGUCAGGAGCCCGGGCCGCGCUCGGCCACCGUGCGCGUGCACAUAACCGUGCUGGACGAGAACGACAACGCGCCCCAGUUCAGCGAGAAGCGCUAUGUGGCGCAGGUGCGCGAGGAUGUGCGUCCUCACACGGUGGUGCUGCGCGUCACCGCCACCGACCGGGACAAGGACGCCAACGCACUGGUGCACUACAACAUUAUCAGCGGCAACAGUCGUGGUCACUUUGCCAUCGACAGCCUCACGGGAGAGAUCCAGGUGGUGGCGCCGCUGGACUUCGAGGCAGAGCGAGAGUAUGCCUUGCGCAUCCGGGCGCAGGACGCAGGCCGGCCUCCCCUGUCCAACAACACGGGUCUGGCCAGCAUCCAGGUGGUAGACAUCAAUGACCAUGCACCUAUCUUUGUUAGCACACCCUUCCAGGUUUCUGUCCUGGAAAACGCACCCCUGGGCCACUCUGUCAUCCACAUUCAGGCAGUGGAUGCCGACCACGGGGAGAAUGCCCGACUGGAGUACUCCCUAACUGGUGUGGCACCUGAUACACCUUUUGUGAUAAACAGUGCCACUGGAUGGGUCUCUGUGAGUGGCCCUCUGGACCGAGAGUCUGUGGAGCAUUAUUUCUUUGGUGUGGAGGCCCGAGACCAUGGCUCACCCCCACUGUCUGCCUCAGCCAGUGUCACGGUGACUGUGCUGGAUGUUAAUGACAACCGGCCUGAGUUCACAAUGAAGGAAUACCACCUACGGCUGAAUGAGGAUGCGACUGUGGGAACCAGUGUGGUCAGUGUGACUGCUGUAGACCGUGAUGCAAACAGUGCCAUCAGCUACCAGAUCACAGGUGGCAACACCCGGAACCGCUUUGCCAUCAGCACCCAGGGGGGUGUGGGUCUGGUGACACUGGCUCUGCCACUGGACUACAAGCAGGAACGCUACUUCAAACUGGUGCUAACCGCAUCAGACCGUGCACUUCACGAUCACUGCUAUGUGCACAUCAACAUCACAGAUGCCAACACUCACCGACCUGUCUUUCAAAGUGCCCACUACUCAGUAAGUGUGAAUGAGGAUCGGCCAGUGGGUAGCACUGUGGUGGUCAUCAGUGCCUCUGACGAUGAUGUGGGUGAGAAUGCUCGUAUCACCUAUCUCCUGGAGGACAAUCUGCCCCAGUUUCGAAUUGAUGCAGAAUCAGGGGCCAUUACGCUACAGGCCCCUCUGGACUAUGAGGACCAGGUGACCUACACACUGGCCAUUACAGCUCGGGACAAUGGCAUCCCACAGAAGUCAGACACCACUUAUGUGGAGGUGAUGGUCAAUGAUGUAAAUGACAAUGCUCCACAGUUCGUGGCCUCCCACUACCCGGGACUGGUCUCUGAGGGUGCCCCACCUUUCACAAGCGUCCUGCAGAUCUCAGCCACUGACCGGGAUGCUCACGCCAAUGGCCGUGUCCAGUACACUUUUCAGAAUGGGGAAGAUGGGGAUGGAGAUUUUACCAUUGAGCCCACAUCUGGCAUUGUCCGCACAGUACGGCGGCUGGACCGGGAGGCAGUGCCAGUGUAUGAGCUCACUGCCUAUGCAGUGGACCGUGGUGUACCCCCACUGCGGACUCCGGUCAGCAUCCAGGUGACAGUGCAGGAUGUGAAUGACAAUGCACCCAUCUUCCCAGCUGAAGAGUUUGAGGUGCGGGUGAAGGAGAAUAGUGUUGUGGGGUCAGUGGUGGCCCAGAUCACCGCGGUAGACCCCGAUGAAGGCCCCAACGCCCAUAUCAUGUACCAGAUUGUGGAGGGGAACAUCCCUGAGCUGUUCCAAAUGGAUAUCUUCUCCGGAGAGCUGACGGCACUCAUUGACCUAGACUACGAGACUCGCCAGGAAUAUGUGAUUGUUGUGCAGGCCACAUCUGCCCCUCUGGUCAGCCGGGCCACUGUUCAUGUCCGCCUGGUAGACCAGAAUGACAACAGCCCUGUGCUCAACAACUUCCAAAUCCUCUUCAACAACUAUGUAUCCAACCGCUCAGACACCUUUCCCUUGGGCAUCAUUGGGCGCAUUCCAGCUUAUGAUCCUGAUGUUUCCGAUCACCUCUUUUACUCUUUUGAGCGUGGCAAUGAGCUGCAGCUGCUGGUGGUCAACCAGACCAGUGGGGAGCUACGACUCAGCCACAAGUUGGACAACAACCGCCCACUAGUGGCCUCCAUGUUGGUCACUGUCACAGAUGGCCUGCACAGCGUGACGGCACAGUGCGUGCUGCGUGUGAUCAUCAUCACGGAGGAGCUGCUGGCCAACAGUCUGACCGUGCGCCUCGAGAACAUGUGGCAGGAACGCUUCCUGUCGCCGCUACUGGGCCACUUCCUCGAAGGUGUGGCCGCCGUGCUCGCCACGCCCGCGGAGGACGUCUUCAUUUUCAACAUCCAAAACGACACGGAUGUAGGGGGCACUGUGCUCAACGUGAGCUUCUCGGCGCUGGCACCGCGCGGGGCCGGGGCGGGUGCUGCAGGACCCUGGUUCAGCUCGGAGGAGCUGCAAGAGCAGCUGUACGUGCGCCGCGCCGCACUCGCUGCUCGCUCUCUACUCGACGUGCUGCCUUUCGACGACAACGUGUGCCUGCGGGAGCCCUGUGAGAACUACAUGAAGUGCGUCUCCGUGCUGCGCUUUGACUCGUCCGCUCCCUUUCUGGCCUCGGCCUCCACGCUCUUCCGACCCAUCCAGCCCAUCGCCGGCCUGCGCUGCCGCUGCCCGCCGGGCUUCACGGGCGACUUCUGUGAGACAGAGCUCGACCUCUGCUACUCGAACCCGUGCCGGAACGGCGGCGCCUGCGCACGGCGCGAGGGCGGCUACACCUGCGUCUGCCGUCCGCGCUUCACCGGCGAAGACUGCGAGCUGGACACGGAGGCCGGACGCUGCGUGCCGGGCGUCUGCCGCAACGGGGGCACCUGCACCGACGCUCCUGACGGCGGCUUCCGCUGCCAGUGCCCGGCGGGCGGCGCCUUCGAGGGUCUCCGCUGCGAGGUGGUCGCGCGCUCCUUCCCGCCCAGUUCCUUCGUCAUGUUCCGCGGCCUGCGGCAGCGCUUCCACCUUACGCUGUCCCUCUCGUUUGCAACAGUGCAGCCUAGCGGGUUGCUUUUCUACAAUGGACGCCUGAAUGAGAAGCACGACUUCCUGGCCCUGGAGCUUGUGGCUGGGCAAGUGCGGCUCACAUAUUCCACGGGUGAGUCCAACACAGUGGUCAGCCCCACAGUUCCAGGGGGCCUGAGAGAUGGACAAUGGCACACAGUGCAUCUGAGAUACUACAACAAGCCCCGGACAGAUGCCCUAGGUGGUGCCCAGGGCCCCUCCAAGGACAAGGUGGCUGUGCUGAGUGUGGAUGACUGUGAUGUGGCUGUGGCCCUGCAGUUUGGGGCUGAGAUUGGCAACUACUCAUGCGCAGCUGCGGGCGUGCAGACGAGCUCCAAGAAGUCCCUGGACCUGACAGGUCCCCUGCUCCUGGGGGGUGUCCCCAAUCUCCCCGAGAACUUCCCCGUGUCCCACAAGGACUUUGUCGGCUGCAUGCGGGACCUGUACAUCGAUGGCCGCCAAAUGGACAUGGCGGCCUUCGUCGCAAACAAUGGCACCAUGGCAGGCUGCCAGGCCAAGCUGCACUUCUGUGACUCGGGCCCCUGCAAGAACAGUGGCUUCUGCUCAGAGCGCUGGGAUGGCUUCAGCUGUGACUGCCCCGUGGGCUUCGGUGGCAAAGACUGUCGGCUCACCAUGGCCCAUCCCCACCAUUUCCGUGGCAACGGCACCCUGAGCUGGGACUUUGGAAGUGACAUGACUGUGUCUGUGCCAUGGUACCUGGGGCUGGCAUUUCGGACGCGGGCGACACAGGGGGUCCUGAUGCAAGUGCAGGCUGGGCCACAUAGCACACUUCUCUGUCAGCUGAAUCGGGGUUUGCUGUCUGUGACAGUGACCAGGGGUUUGGGCCAUACCUCCCACCUCCUGCUGGACCAGGUGACUGUCAGUGAUGGCCAGUGGCAUGAUCUGCAGCUGGAGUUGCAGGAGGAGCCAGGUGGCCGGCGAGGUCACCAUGUCCUCAUGGUCUCACUGGACUUUAGUCUCUUCCAGGACACCAUGGCCAUGGGGAGUGAGCUGCAGGGCUUGAAGGUAAAGCGACUCCAUGUGGGAGGACUGCCCCCCAGCAGUGCGGAGGAGGUUCCUCAGGGUCUGGUUGGCUGUAUCCAGGGGGUAUGGAUUGGCUCCACACCUUUGGGGUCCCCAGCCCUGCUGCCCCCCAGCCACCGAGUGAAUGCAGAGCCUGGCUGUGUUGUGACCAAUGCCUGUGCAUCUGGACCCUGCCCAGCGCAUGCCGACUGCCGAGACCUCUGGCAGACCUUCUCCUGUACCUGCCAGCCAGGUUAUUAUGGUCCAGGCUGCGUGGACGCCUGCCUCUUGAACCCCUGUCAGAACCAGGGGUCAUGCCGGCACCUCCCAGGAGCCCCCCAUGGUUAUAUCUGUGACUGUGCAGGUGGCUAUUUUGGGGACCACUGUGAGCACAGGAUGGACCAACAGUGCCCCCGGGGCUGGUGGGGGAGCCCAACCUGUGGCCCCUGCAACUGUGAUGUUCACAAGGGCUUUGACCCCAACUGCAACAAGACGAAUGGGCAGUGUCGCUGCAAGGAGUUCCACUACCGACCGCGGGGCAGCGACUCAUGCCUUCCAUGUGAUUGCUACCCUGUGGGCUCCACCUCGCGCUCAUGUGCACCCCACAGUGGGCAGUGCCCCUGUCGCCCAGGAGCCCUUGGUCGCCAGUGCAACAGCUGUGACAGUCCCUUUGCAGAAGUGACAGCCAGUGGCUGCCAGGUGCUCUAUGAUGCCUGCCCCAAGUCCCUGAGAGCUGGUGUUUGGUGGCCCCAGACCAAGUUUGGCAUCUUGGCCACGGUACCCUGUCCCAGGGGGGCUCUGGGAUUGCGGGGUACAGGUGCUGCCACGAGGCUGUGUGACGAGGACCAGGGCUGGUUGGAGCCUGACCUCUUCAACUGCACAUCCCCUGCCUUCCGAGAACUCAGCCUGCUGUUGGAUGGCCUAGAGCUCAAUAAGACAGUCCUGGAUACCGUGGAAGCCAAGAAGCUGGCUCAGCGGCUGCGGGAAGUGACCAGCCAUACUGAUCACUACUUUAGCCAAGAUGUCCGAGUCACUGCCCGCCUGCUGGCCCACCUGCUGGCCUUCGAGAGCCAUCAGCAGGGCUUUGGGCUGACAGCCACGCAGGACGCCCGCUUCAACGAGAAUCUGUUAUGGGCGGGCUCUGCACUGCUUGCUCCAGAGACCAGGGACUUGUGGGCGGCACUGGGUCAGCGGGCCCCUGGGGGCUCCCCAGGCAGUGCAGGGCUGGUUCGGCAUCUGGAGGAGUACGCGGCCACACUCGCAAGAAAUAUGGAGCUCACCUACCUGAAUCCUGUGGGACUGGUGACACCCAAUAUCAUGCUCAGCAUCGACCGCAUGGAGCACCCCAGUCCAGCCCGGGGAUCCCAUUGCUACCCCCGCUACCACAGCAACCUCUUCCGGGGUCAGGAUGCCUGGGACCCUCACACCCAUGUGCUGUUGCCUUCCCAGUCUCCACGGCCAUCCCCACCUGAAGUUCCACCCACAAGCAACAUCAACAUGGAGAAUUCCACGGCCUCCAGUGUGGUCCCCUCGCCAGCCCCCCUGGACUCUGAGCCUGAGCCUGGGAUCUCCAUUGUCAUCCUCCUCGUUUACCGCACUUUGGGGGGGCUGCUCCCUGCCCAGUUCCAGGCUGAACGCCAGGAUGCCAGGCUCCCCCAGAACCCUGUCAUGAACUCCCCGGUGGUGAGCGUGGCUGUGUUCCGUGGGCACAACUUCCUAAGUGGUCUCCUCGAGUCCCCGAUCAGCCUUGAGUUCCGCCUGCUACAGACUACGAACCGGAGCAAGGCCAUCUGUGUGCAGUGGGACCCGCCUGGCCCGGCGGACCAGCACGGCAUGUGGACCGCGCGGGACUGUGAGCUGGUACACAGGAACGGGUCCCACGCACGGUGUCGCUGCAGCCGGACGGGCACCUUCGGGGUUCUCAUGGAUGCCUCCCCCCGCGAGCGGCUAGAGGGUGACCUGGAGCUACUGGCCGUGUUCACCCACGUGAUGGUGGCAGUGUCUGUGGCAGCGCUGCUGCUGACGGCGGCCGUCCUGCUGAGCCUGCGCAGCCUCAAGUCCAACAUGCGUGGGAUCCAUGCCAACGUGGCAGCUGCCCUGGGGGUGGCAGAGCUCCUGUUCCUACUGGGGAUCCACAAGACGCACAACCAGCUGGUGUGCACUGCAGUCGCCAUCCUCCUGCACUACUUCUUCCUCAGCACCUUCGCGUGGCUCCUUGUGCAGGGGCUGCACCUCUACCGCAUGCAGGCUGAGCCACGCAACGUGGACCGCGGCGCCAUGCGCUUCUACCACGCCCUGGGCUGGGGUGUUCCUGCAGUGCUGCUGGGCCUCGCUGUUGGCCUUGACCCUGAGGGCUACGGGAACCCUGACUUCUGCUGGAUCUCAAUCCACGAGCCCCUUGUCUGGAGCUUCGCUGGCCCUGUGGUCCUUGUCAUCUUGAUGAAUGGGACCCUGUCUCUCCUCGCGGCCCGCACCUCCUGUUCCGCUGGGCAGAGGGAGGCCAAGAAGACCUCUGUGCUCAGGCACCUUCGAAGCUCCUUUCUGCUCCUUCUGCUGGUCAGUGCCUCCUGGCUCUUUGGCCUCCUGGCGGUCAACCACAGCAUCCUGGCUUUCCACUACCUCCAUGCUGGACUCAGUGGCCUCCAGGGCCUGGUGGUGCUGCUGCUUUUCUGUGUCCUGAAUGCAGAUGCACGGGCUGCCUGGACACCAGCCUGUCUGGGCAGGAAGGCAGCGCCUGAGGAGGCGAGGCCAGCACCUGGGAUGGGGCCUGGGGCCUACAACAACACGGCCCUCUUCGAGGAGAGCGGCCUCAUCCGCAUCACUCUCGGUGCCUCCACUGUCUCCUCAGUGAGCAGUGCCCACUCGGGCCGGGCCCAGGACCAGGACAGCCAGCGGGGCCGUGGCUACCUCAGGGACAAUGUCCUGGCUCGACAUGGCUCAGCUGCUGACCACAUUGACCACAGCCUCCAGGCCCAUGCUGGCCCCACUGACCUGGAUGUGGCCAUGUUCCAUCGAGAUGCUGGCGGAGGUGCAGACUCUGACUCAGACAGCGACCUGUCCUUGGAGGAGGAAAGGAGUCUGUCCAUCCCGUCUUCAGAAAGCGAGGACAAUGGCCGGACACGAGGGCGAUUCCAGCAUCCACUCUGCCGGGCAGCCCAGAGCGAGAGGCUUCUCACCCACCCCAAAGAUGUGGAUGGCAAUGACCUCCUGUCCUACUGGCCAGCUCUGGGGGAAUGCGAGGCAGCCCCCUGUGCCCUGCAGACCUGGGGCUCCGAGAGACGCCUGGGACUGGACGCCAGCAAGGACGCAGCCAACAACAACCAGCCAGACCUGGCCCUGACCAGUGGGGAUGAAACCUCCCUGGGUCGGACCCAGCGCCAGAGGAAGGGUAUUCUGAAGAACCGGCUGCAGUACCCACUAGUGCCACAGGCUCGAGGUGCCCCUGAGCUGUCCUGGUGCCGUGCAGCCACCUUGGGCCACCAUGCUGUGCCAGCUGCCUCCUACGGUCGCAUCUAUGCUGGUGGGGGCACGGGCAGCCUUUCACAGCCAGCCAGCCGCUACUCAUCCCGAGAACAGCUGGACCUGCUCCUCCGGUGGCAGCUGAGCCGGGAGCGACUGCAGGAGGCCCCUGCCCCCAUUCUGCGUCCCUUGAGCCGGCCGGGUUCCCAGGAAUGCCUGGACACCACGCCAGGCCGUCUGGAGCCUAGGAAUCGGGGCAGCACCCUUCCACGGAGGCAGCCACCCCGGGACCACCCUGGUGCCAUGGCUGGCCGCUUUGGCUUACGGGAUGCACUGGACUUAGGGGCGCCCCGUGAGUGGCUGAGCACACUGCCCCCACCCCGUGGCACCCGGGACCCUGACCCACAGCCCCCACCUCUGCCCCUGUCUCCCCAGUGGCAACUCUCAAGGGACCCCCUCUUGCCAUCCCGGCCCCUGGACUCUCUGUCCAGGAGAUCGAACUCACAGGAGCGGCUGGACCAGGCACCUAGCCGGCACCCCUCCCGGGAAGGCCUCGGGCCACCUCCACAGCUGCUCAGAGCCAGGGAAGACCCAGCCACUGGUCCCAGCCACGGCCCCUCCACAGAGCAGCUGGACAUCCUCUCUUCCAUCCUCGCCUCCUUCAACUCCUCAGCCCUCUCCUCCUCUGUGCAGUCCUCAAGCACGCCCUCGGGCCCCCACACCACUGCCACGCCUUCUGCCACAGCCUCUGCGCUUGGACCCUCCACACCACGUUCUGCCACAUCCCACAGCAUCUCAGAGCUCUCUCCAGACUCAGAAGUUCCCAGAAGUGAGCGUCAUUCCUGAGGGGCCAAUGGCGCAGACGAGGAAGAGCCAAGAGCAAUGAAGGAUGGGGCUAAGAGAGAGACUUCAGGAGUCAGGGGCUGAUGCCAAGGCAGCCCCCACCCCUCUAGCUCUCCCGUUGGCGUCAGUGCUGAGGGUCCUUGCGCGUCUGUGAGCAUGCGUGUGAUGGGUGUGGGGCAGGGAAACUGAAGGGAGGAUUUUUAUACGUUUUGUACCUUUGUAACCAGAGAGAUAUGUUUAUGUUAUUUUUCAGCAUUUCUGUCUC
Molecule: messenger RNA, 10219 nt
Organism: Choloepus didactylus (southern two-toed sloth)
Lineage: Eukaryota; Metazoa; Chordata; Mammalia; Pilosa; Megalonychidae
Gene: CELSR3
Product: cadherin EGF LAG seven-pass G-type receptor 3
Exons: 36
Coding region: 1-9957 (3318 amino acids)
Biological process (GO): homophilic cell-cell adhesion; cell surface receptor signaling pathway; G protein-coupled receptor signaling pathway
Cellular component (GO): plasma membrane
Molecular function (GO): calcium ion binding; G protein-coupled receptor activity
Source: RefSeq, a predicted model, not a curated record